AAAAAAGUAAUAAAUAAAAAAUAAAGGACAUUUCUUUUGUUUGAAGAAUUACUUCCUCUUUUUCUCUUUCCCUCUCAAAAAACCCUAAUUCAUCUCCCCUUUGCGUUCUGUCGCUCUCUGCAUCUCUCCGAUACUCAGAACCUCCUCGUGACUCGUGAGACAGGGCAGGUACAUAUAGAAGAGGGUAGUUAGCCGUGCGGAGUUGAUGGCCGGUGGUUCAGAUGUGGCUGAAGCAUCUUCUUUGUCAUGUCUUCAGUGUGGCAAGCCUGCCAAUCUUCAAUGUCCUAAAUGCAUGGAGUUGAAGCUUCCUCGUGAUGGUGCUUCUUUUUGCACUCAAGAUUGUUUCAAAGCUUCUUGGAGCUCUCAUAAAUCAGUGCAUUUGAAAGCAAAGCUAUCCUCGUUAGGGGCUGGUGCAACUGGUGAUCAAAAGUCUGAUGCAGCUACUGAAGGUUGGCAAUAUUGCAUAAAGAAAGGACAAGCUCGAACUCCAAAACUUCCUUAUUUUGAUUGGACAGGGUCUCUAAGGCCAUAUCCUAUAUCUAGUAAGAGAACUGUACCUGCUCAUAUUGAUAAACCUGAUUGGGCAAAUGAUGGAAUUCCGAAAAUUGAGCCUAACAGUGAUCUGCAGCAUGUGGUUGAGAUCAAAACUCCAGAUCAAAUUAAGAGAAUGCGAGAAACAUGUCGAAUUGGAAGGGAGGUUUUGGAUGCAGCUGCCCGAAUAAUACAACCUGGUAUCACCACUGAUGAAAUUGACAGAGUGGUCCACGAUGCAACUAUUGCUGCUGGAGGGUAUCCAUCUCCGCUCAACUAUCAUUUCUUCCCAAAGUCUUGCUGCACGUCUGUUAAUGAAGUAAUUUGCCACGGGAUUCCUGAUGCCAGGAAAUUGGAGGAUGGUGAUAUUGUUAAUGUGGAUGUGACAGUGUACUAUAAUGGGGUUCACGGUGAUCUAAAUGAAACCUUCUUUGUGGGAAAUGUUGAUGAGGAGUCUAGAAAACUAGUCCAGGUCACAUAUGAGUGCUUGGAAAAAGCGAUAUCUAUUGUUAAACCUGGAAUGAGGUUUCGUGAAAUAGGUGAAGUCGUUAAUCGCCAUGCUUCUAUGUCAGGGCUCUCUGUGGUGAAGUCAUAUUGUGGUCAUGGCAUUGGAGAACUCUUUCAUUGUGCGCCAAAUAUUCCUCAUUAUGCUAGAAAUAAAGCGGUUGGUGUUAUGAAGGCUGGACAGACAUUUACAAUUGAACCUAUGAUCAAUGCAGGAGUUUGGCGUGAUCGGAUGUGGCCUGAUGGGUGGACUGCAGUUACAGCUGAUGGUAAACGCAGCGCUCAAUUUGAACACACUCUUUUGGUUACCGAGACGGGAGUCGAAGUUCUCACAGCACGGUUGCCUUCGUCCCCAAAUGUGUACCCUUGGCUGAAUGCGUAGUUGCUGCUUCUUUAGUUUUUGGUGAAUACUGAAUAUAGGCAGGCAUGGUAAGAGAAGCUAGGGACCUGACCGAACCCAUUGGGAGUAGUGACACAGCAACAAUAACCAGAUAAAAUCUUCCUCUCGUGACCAUUGCCUGCCAUGGUGGGUGAUAAUGUUAUUGUAACCUAUUAGACAAGCAUUCUUCAAUUUUGGUUUUGAGAUGAAAAUGUGAUCGAGACUUGAUAAAUUUCAUUAUUUUUGAAAGAAUAAUGUUCCUGUGGUUUUGUCAAAUAAAGUAAACGAUUUAAUGGGCGACUGUAUAACUCUUAUCAUUACACGUUUCAGCGAUUGAUACAUGAGAACAAUUUUUAUAGUAUUAUGAGCAAUGCCAAUUUAGUGUUUAUUAUUAGAAAA
Messenger RNA from Cannabis sativa, 1813 nucleotides. Its product is annotated as methionine aminopeptidase 1A. Gene Ontology annotation, biological process: proteolysis. The transcript is spliced from 17 exons. Lineage: Eukaryota; Viridiplantae; Streptophyta; Magnoliopsida; Rosales; Cannabaceae. The record is from RefSeq and is a predicted model, not a curated record. The coding region runs from base 206 to 1417 and encodes 403 amino acids. Gene Ontology annotation, molecular function: metalloaminopeptidase activity.